AUAUCAUCUUCAUCAUCACCAAAAACAUCGCUAUCAACGUCCUUAUCACCACCAACAACACUGACAAUAUCAUCGCAAUCAACAUCCUUAUCACCAUCAACACCAUUGACAAUUUCAUCGCCAUUAAUUUCUUCAUCAUCACCAACACCAUCGACAAUAUCAUCGCCAUCAACAUCCUUAUCACCAUCAACACCAUUGACAAUAUCAUCCCCAUCAACAUCUUCAUCAACAUCUUCAUCAACAUCUUCAUUACCAUCAACACCAUCGACAAUAUCAUCGCCAUCAACAUCUUCAUCAAUAUCUUCAUCAACAUCCUUAUCACCAUCAACACCAUCGACAAUAUCAUCGCCAUCAACAUCUUCAUCAACAUCUUCAUCAACAUCCUUAUCACAAUCAACACCAUUGACAAUAUCAUCGCAAUCAACAUCCUUAUCACCAUAA
Molecule: messenger RNA, 441 nt
Organism: Pecten maximus
Lineage: Eukaryota; Metazoa; Mollusca; Bivalvia; Pectinida; Pectinidae
Exons: 1
Source: RefSeq, a predicted model, not a curated record